UAUUGUUUGCUGUCAAAUUGCAAACAUUGGUAAAUGGUAAUGUCGUGAAGUCGUGCUUACAUUUUUCGUUUUUAUAGUUGAAAUCACGCUAAAAUCUGAACAGAAUUAGUAUUUAAAUUAUUUACAGCACAAUGUCUAAUAUAUCUCUCGACAAGGAUACAUUUUAUCGACGAAUAAAAAGGCUUUACGCAGCUUGGAAGGCGGCAGCUGCCGAUCCCAAAGCUGAUGAUACAUUAGCUAAAGUAGACUGCUUAGUUUCAUGUGUCGGUGUCGAUGAAGAUACGUUGUACAGUAAAUCUACCGCGUUGCAGACUUGGUUAUUUGGAUAUGAGUUGCCAGAUACAAUUACAGUACUUACAGAACACAGCAUGUGUUUCCUUGCUAGCAAAAAGAAGAUUGAGUUUCUGAGACAAAUUGAGAAUGGAAAAGAAGAAAGUGAUUUACCUCCAGUGAAACUUCUUAUAAGAGAUAGAAAUGAUAAGGACAAGGAAAACUUUAAUAAACUUAUACAAGAGAUUAAAAAGUCUAAGUCUGGUAAGACAUUGGGUGUAUUUGCUAAAGAUAACUAUCCGGGAGAGUUCUGUGAGAGUUGGAAAAACACCAUGAAAUCGGAAAAGUUUGAAAAUGUAGAUGUCAGUUCAUCGAUCGCUUUGUUGAUCGCACCAAAGGAGGACUCGGAGAUUAUUACAGUGAAAAAGGCCUGCUUAGUCACAGUUGAUGUUUUCACAAAGUAUUUAAAAGACCAAAUCAUGGAGAUCAUAGAUUCAGACAAGAAAGUAAAACAUUCAAAAUUAGCGGAGGGCGUAGAAGCUGCGAUAUCAGAUAAGAAAUAUGUAACAGGAGUAGAUACAAGUCAAGUCGACAUGUGCUAUCCCCCGAUAAUUCAGUCUGGCGGCAACUACAGUUUGAAAUUCAGUGCAGUGUCUGACAAAAACCAUUUACACUUUGGCGCAAUCAUAUGCUCUCUCGGAGCGAGAUACAAAUCCUACUGCUCAAAUAUCGUAAGAACAUUGUUAGUGAACCCUACAGAUGAAGUACAAAGUAAUUAUAAUUUCUUACUGAAUUUGGAAGAGGAGGUCAUGAAGAGACUAGUUUCUGGAGCAAAGCUCUCAGCGGUAUAUGAAGCGGGGCUGGAGCUGGCUAAAAAGGAAAAACCUGAUCUCGUUGAAAAUCUCACUAAAACCUUUGGAUUUGCUAUGGGUAUUGAGUUCCGAGAAAGUUCUAUAGUGAUUGGCCCAAAAACAUCUAUUGUGGCUAAGAAAGGCAUGGUGUUUAAUAUCAACAUUGGCUUGGCCAACUUAACCAACAGUGCAGCAACGGAAAAAGAAGGAAAAACAUAUGCAUUGUUUAUUGGUGAUACAGUACUUGUGAACGAUGAGCAACCCGCGUCUCUGUUGACGCAAUCUAAAAAGAAAAUCAAAAACAUUGGUAUCUUCUUGAAAGACGAUGAUGAGGAGGAAGAAGAAGAAAAGGAAAACAAGACUGAAAUACUUGAAAAUGGAGGCAGAGGCAAAAGAACGGCAGUAAUAGAAUCCAAACUCCGUACGGAACAUUCUUCAGAAGAAAAACGUAAGGAACAUCAAAAGGAGCUGGCUAUAGCUCUCAAUGAGAAGGCUAAAGAGCGAUUGGCGAAACAGUCUAGUAAUAAGGACAGUGAGAAAGUGAGGAAGAAUACCGUAUCCUACAAGAGUGUCAGUCAAAUGCCUAGAGAGAAUGAAGUCAAGGAGUUGAAAUUGUAUGUUGAUCGCAAAUACGAAACAGUUAUCCUGCCUAUAUUCGGUGUGCCCGUACCAUUCCAUAUUUCGACGAUAAAGAACAUCUCUCAGUCAGUUGAGGGUGAUUAUACUUACCUGAGAAUAAACUUCUUCCAUCCCGGAGCGACGAUGGGCAAGAACGAGGGUGGUAAUAACCAGCAACCAGAUGCCACAUUUGUUAAAGAAGUUACCUACAGAAGCACAAACACAAAGGAACCCGGUGAAAUAUCUCCCCCAUCAGCAAAUCUCAACACAGGCUUCAGACUCAUCAAAGAAGUUCAAAAGAAAUUCAAGACGAGAGAAGCAGAAGAAAGAGAGAAAGAGGAUUUAGUUAAGCAAGACACACUAAUACUGUCACAAAGUAAAGGCAAUCCGAAGCUGAAAGAUUUAUACAUUAGACCCAAUAUAGUUACAAAGAGAAUGAGCGGCUCCCUGGAAGCACAUUCUAACGGGUUCAGGUUUACAUCAGUCAGAGGGGAUAAAGUGGACAUACUGUAUAACAACAUCAAGAAUGCAUUCUUCCAACCGUGCGACGGAGAAAUGAUUAUUCUACUACAUUUCCAUUUGAAACAUGCAAUAAUGUUUGGUAAAAAGAAACACGUGGACGUCCAAUUCUACACGGAAGUGGGUGAGAUCACCACGGACUUGGGCAAACACCAGCACAUGCAUGACAGAGACGAUCUGGCCGCUGAACAGAGUGAGAGGGAGCUCCGACAUAAACUUAAGCAGGCCUUCAAGAGCUUCUGUGAGCGAGUCGAGAAUAGCACCAAACAAGAGGUCGAGUUCGACACGCCCUUCCGGGAGUUAGGUUUCCCUGGUGCACCAUACCGCAGCACAGUUCUACUGCAGCCAACGUCUGGAGCACUAGUCAACCUCACCGAAUGGCCUCCAUUUGUCAUCGCACUAGAAGAUGUAGAGCUGGUACACUUUGAGCGAGUUCAGUUCCACCUAAAGAACUUCGAUAUGGUGUUUGUGUUUAAGGAUUAUGCAAAGAAGGUGGCUAUGGUCAACGCUGUACCGAUGAACAUGCUUGACCAUGUGAAAGAAUGGCUCAAUUCUUGCGAUAUCCGCUACUCGGAGGGUAUACAGUCUUUGAACUGGACCAAAGUCAUGAAAACCAUCACAGACGAUAUUGAGGGAUUCUUCGACAAUGGAGGCUGGUCCUUCUUGGAUCCCGAGUCUGAUGCUGAAAACGAGCAGCAGGAGGAAGAUUCUGAGGAGGAGGAUGACGCAUACGAGCCGACGGACGCCGAGUCCGAGGAGGAAUCUGAGGACGACUCCGAGUACGACUCCGAAGCCUCCGACGCCUCGGACGGCGACAGCGAAGACGAGGACGACGAGGAGUCCGGCAAGGACUGGUCGGACCUCGAGCGGGAGGCGGCGGAGGAGGACAAGGAGCGCGCGAUGGGCGGCGACGACUACGAGCGGAAACGGAAGGCCGGACACCGCGACUUCCACGACAACAAGAAGCACAAGAGCUCCUCGCACAAGAGCUCCAGCCACAAGAGCUCCAGCCACAAGAGCCCAUCCAAGCAUAAUAGCAGCAGCAGUCCUUCGAAAAAUCGCGACAAGCACAAGUCGUCGCACAGCCGCGACAACAAAUCGUCCCACGGCGACCGCAAGUCGUCCCACGGUGACCGCAAGUCGUCCCACAACGACCGCAAGUCGUCCCACAACGACCGCGACAAGCACAGCAAGUCCAACGGCGACCACAAGAAGUCCUCCAACGAUAAAUCUCAUAAGCGCUCGCGGGACGACAGUCGCGAACAUGAGCGCAGCUCUAAGAAAUCCAAGAAAUGAAGUGUUUAAGGAAAUCAAGUACCCCGGCGCAUGUCUCUUGAAUGUAUAAAAGUUACAAUAAUUGGACUUUGUUGAUUUAAGCCCAAUUAUGGAAGAUUCCCAUUGUUAUAAGAAUUGUCAGAAUGUCGUUAUGUUUGUAGAUUUAAUAUUCCAUCUGUAAUUUUAAUUUAUACCAACACAAAAUAAAUAUAAGAUUUCUA
Aricia agestis (brown argus) is the source of this 3754-nucleotide messenger RNA. RefSeq names its product FACT complex subunit spt16 (gene dre4). Gene Ontology annotation, molecular function: nucleosome binding. Gene Ontology annotation, cellular component: FACT complex. NCBI's taxonomy places the organism in Eukaryota, Metazoa, Arthropoda, Insecta, Lepidoptera, Lycaenidae. Gene Ontology annotation, biological process: transcription elongation by RNA polymerase II; positive regulation of transcription elongation by RNA polymerase II. The record is from RefSeq and is a predicted model, not a curated record. Bases 132 to 3554 code for a protein of 1140 amino acids. The transcript has 19 exons.